Molecule: messenger RNA, 12957 nt
Organism: Oryctolagus cuniculus (rabbit)
Lineage: Eukaryota; Metazoa; Chordata; Mammalia; Lagomorpha; Leporidae
Gene: USP25
Product: ubiquitin specific peptidase 25
Biological process (GO): proteasome-mediated ubiquitin-dependent protein catabolic process; regulation of proteasomal protein catabolic process; protein deubiquitination
Cellular component (GO): cytosol; nucleus
Molecular function (GO): proteasome binding; SUMO binding; cysteine-type deubiquitinase activity
Source: RefSeq, a predicted model, not a curated record
UGGAGUCGGGGAGGGAGGAGGACAGCGCCAUUCCGGCCGGCCGCUCCCUCCGUCCCCUCGCGCCAGUCCCCGCAGUGGCCCGCGAGCCGGCGGCGAAGGAGCGCGCGAACGCGUGACGCGGCCCCGCCGGCCCGCGCCCUCCUCCCGCGCCCGGGCGUCCGCCGCCUGCUCAUGGCCUGGGCCGCGGCAGCCGAGCCGCGCUGAGGCGAGUCGCGCGGAGACGUGGGGCCGCCGCCGUGGCCCUCGCAGUGGGCGCCUCGCCGCCUGCCCGCGGUGCCGGCGCACGCCGACCGCCAUCGUCUUCGCGCCUGGCUGGCGGGGGCGCUGUCCUCCCCGGCGGUCCGCGCCGCUCCCUGGAGCUCGGCGGAGCGCGGCAGGCAGGGCUGGCGGGGGCGCGAGGAGCCGGACGCCGUCGCCGCGGGGGCCAUGACCGUGGAGCAGAACGUGCUGCAGCAGAGCGCGGCGCAGAAGCAUCAGCAGACAUUUCUGAAUCAGCUGAGAGAAAUUACUGGGAUUAAUGACACUCAGAUACUACAGCAAGCCUUGAAGGAUAGUAAUGGAAACUUGGAAUUAGCAGUGGCUUUCCUUACUUCGAAGAAUGCCAAGACCCCUCAGCAGGAGGAGACUACUUACUAUCAAACAGCACUGCCUGGCAAUGACAGAUACAUCAGUGUGGGAAGCCAAGCAGAUACAAGAAAAAAACAGUAUAUGCACACCAGAACAAGAUGCACUACAAUUGAGCAAUCAAAAUUUGGAUCAAAGGAUAAGAGGGAUUUAGAUGUGAUUGAUCUUACUGGAGAUGAUAAAGAUGAUCUUCAGAGAGCAAUUGCCUUGAGUUUGGCGGAAUCAAACAGGGCAUUCAGGGAGACUGGGAUAACUGAUGAGGAGCAAGCCAUUAGCAGAGUUCUUGAAGCCAGUAUAGCAGAAAACAAAGCAUGUUUGAAGAGGACACCUACUGAAGUUUGGAGAGAUUCUCGAAACCCUUAUGAUAGAAAAAGGCAAGACAAAGCUCCCGUUGGAUUAAAGAAUGUUGGCAAUACUUGUUGGUUUAGUGCAGUUAUUCAGUCAUUAUUCAAUCUUUUGGAAUUUAGAAGAUUAGUUCUGAAUUACAAGCCUCCAUCAAAUGCCCAAGAUUUACCCCGCAACCAAAAGGAACAUCGGAAUUUGCCUUUUAUGCGAGAGCUGAGGUAUCUAUUUGCACUUCUUGUUGGUACCAAAAGGAAAUAUGUUGAUCCAUCAAGAGCAGUUGAAAUUCUUAAGGAUGCCUUCAAAUCAAAUGACUCACAGCAGCAAGACGUGAGUGAGUUUACACAUAAAUUAUUGGAUUGGUUAGAAGAUGCCUUUCAAAUGAAAGCUGAAGAGGAGACUGAUGAAGAGAAGCCAAAGAACCCCAUGGUAGAGUUGUUCUAUGGAAGAUUUCUAGCUGUGGGUGUACUUGAAGGUAAAAAAUUUGAAAACACUGAAAUGUUUGGUCAGUAUCCACUUCAGGUCAAUGGGUUCAAAGAUCUGCAUGAGUGCCUAGAAGCUGCAAUGAUUGAAGGAGAAAUUGAGUCUUUACACUCAGAGAACUCAGGAAAAUCAGGCCAAGAGCAUUGGUUUACUGAACUACCACCUGUGUUAACAUUUGAAUUGUCAAGAUUUGAAUUUAACCAGGCCUUGGGAAGACCAGAAAAAAUUCACAACAAAUUAGAGUUUCCCCAAGUUUUAUAUCUGGACAGAUACAUGCACAGAAACAGAGAAAUAACAAGAAUUAAGAGAGACGAGAUCAAGAGACUUAAAGAUUAUCUUACAGUAUUACAGCAAAGAUUAGAAAGAUAUUUAAGCUAUGGUUCAGGUCCCAAGCGAUUCCCGUUGGUAGAUGUUCUACAGUAUGCUUUGGAAUUUGCUUCAAGUAAGCCUGUUUGCACCUCUCCAGUUGAUGAUAUUGAUGCUACUUCCCCACCCAGUGGUUCUGUACCAGCACAGACAUUACCAAGCACAGCAGAGCCACAGGGAGCCCCUUCUUCAGAACUGCCAAGCACAUCACCUGCAUCAGUUGCUGCCAUUUCGUCAAGAUCAGUGAUACACAAACCAUUCACCCAGUCUCGGAUACCUCCAGAUUUGCCCAUGCAUCCAGCUCCAAGGCACAUAACAGAAGAAGAACUUUCUGUACUAGAAAGCUGUUUACAUCGUUGGAGGACAGAAAUAGAAAAUGACACCAGAGAUUUGCAGGAAAGCAUAUCCAGAAUCCAUCGAACGAUUGAACUAAUGUACUCUGACAAGUCUAUGAUCCAAGUUCCUUAUCGCUUACAUGCUGUUUUGGUUCACGAAGGCCAAGCUAAUGCUGGGCACUACUGGGCUUACAUUUUUGAUCAUCGUGAAAACAGGUGGAUGAAGUAUAAUGAUAUUGCUGUGACAAAGUCAUCAUGGGAAGAGUUAGUGAGGGACUCUUUUGGUGGCUAUAGAAAUGCCAGCGCAUACUGUUUGAUGUACAUAAAUGAUAAGGCACAAUUUUUAAUACAAGAGGAGUUUAAUAAAGAAACUGGGCAGGCUCUUGUUGGAAUAGAAACAUUACCACCAGAUUUGCGAGAUUUUGUUGAGGAAGACAAUCUGCGAUUUGAAAAAGAACUGGAAGAAUGGGAUGCACAACUUGCCCAGAAAGCUUUGCAGGAAAAACUUUUAGCAUCGCAGAAAUUGAGGGAGUCUGAGCCUUCUGUGACAACAGCACAAGCAGGAGAACCAGAAUAUCUAGAGCAGCCAUCAAGAAGUGAUUUCUCAAAGCACUUGAAAGAAGAAACUAUUCGAGUAAUUACCAAGGCAUCACAUGAGCAUGAAGAUAAAAGUCCUGAAACAGUUUUGCAGUCGAAACCUGAAAAUACCACAAGCCAACCAAUUUCUAACCAGCGAGUUCUAGAGGUGGCGAUUCCUCAUAUAGGAAAAUUUAUGAUUGAAUCAAAGGAGGGGGGUUAUGAUGAUGAGAUCAUGCUGACACCGAACAUGCAAGGUAUUAUCAUGGCGAUAGGUAAAUCCAGGAAUGUAUAUGACAGGUGUGGCCCUGAAGCAGGGUUCUUUAAGGCAAUUAAGUUGGAAUAUUCACGGUUGGUUAAGUUGGCCCAAGAAGACACCCCCCCAGAAACAGAUUAUCGUUUACAUCACGUAGUGGUCUACUUUAUCCAGAACCAGGCACCAAAGAAAAUCAUUGAGAAAACCUUGCUGGAACAAUUUGGAGAUAGAAAUUUGAGUUUUGAUGAAAGGUGUCACAAUAUAAUGAAAGUGGCUCAAGCCAAACUUGAAAUGAUAAAACCUGAAGAAGUGAAUUUGGAAGAAUAUGAGGAGUGGCAUCAGGAUUAUAGGAAAUUCAGGGAAACCACUAUGUAUCUUAUAAUUGGACUUGAAAACUUUCAGAGAGAAAGUUACAUAGAUUCGUUGCUGUUCCUCAUCUGUGCUUAUCAGAAUAACAAGGAACUAUUAUCCAAAGGCCUGUACAGAGGACAUGAUGAAGAACUGAUAUCACAUUAUAGAAGAGAAUGUUUACUAAAAUUAAAUGAGCAAGCUGCAGAACUGUUUGAAUCUGGAGAGGAUCGAGAAGUAAACCAUGGUCUGACCAUCAUGAAUGAGUUUAUUGUCCCAUUUUUGCCCUUAUUACUGGUGGAUGAAAUGGAAGAGAAGGAUAUCCUCGCUGUGGAAGAUAUGAGGAAUCGAUGGUGUUCCUACCUUGGACAAGAAAUGGAAUCAAACCUCCAAGAAAAGCUGACGGAUUUUCUGCCCAAAUUGCUUGAUUGUUCAACGGAAAUUAAAGGUUUCCACGAGCCGCCCAAGUUACCUGCAUAUUCCACGCAUGAACUCUGCGAGCGAUUUGCCCGAAUCAUGUUGUCCCUCAGUCGAACUCCUGCUGAUGGAAGAUAAACUGCACACUUUCCUUCAAUACACUGUAUAAACUUUUUUAGUUCUUAACCCUUGCCUUCCUGUCACAGGGUUUGCUUGUUGCUGCUAUAGUUUUUAACUUUUUUAUUUUAAUAACCGCAAGAGACAAGAUGAGUAUACAGACUUUAGCCAGAUGAUAGACAAUAAAGCUGAGAAUCGCAUGGCACUCAGACUUUGUUUUAACCACAACUGAUGUGUAAUUACGAAUCUAAUUGAUUUUAUGAAGGCAAAACUAUGCUUUUGCCACCUUCUGGUACAGUGUUACUUUGCUUUUAUCUUUUCUUUAUCAACAGCUUUUCAUUUAGUCUGGAUCCUUCCACAAUUACAGCCAUUUAAGUGUUCAGCACUGUGUACGAUACAUAUUUGGUAGCUUGUAAAUGAAAUUAAAGAAUAAAGUUUUAUUUAUGGCUACCUAUGUGUUUGUAAGCAGGUAUAUUGUAUAUUAGUGUUUUAUUUUAGUCAUAACAUGAAUUUUGGGGAUUAAGACGGGCGAUGAAUAGAUUAAUACCAUCUUAAUUUGUCUCUUAUGACAGCACAUAGGAAAUUUACUGAGUAUUUGACAUUUAAGUAUAUAUAUUUUUACUAAGUUGUUAAACUUGGUAUGGCACUUAAAUCUGUUUUGAAUUCAGCUAUAUUUCAUUGAAAUAAGCAGAUGAUUUUUAAGUCAAGCUACACUGAAACUUUUAACCUUUUCUUAGGUUGACCUUUUUUUUUUAUGUAUUCACAAGUAAAAUAGCAAGAUGAUUACUUCAGGUGAAACCUGAGAAAAGUACUUGAAUAAUGGCUUUUUGUGAAACUUCAGUGAAAUAUGUAUACACACUAAAUCAUACAUAUAUAUAUAUUCUUCCUGUGACAUGGAAGACAAUGUUUUGCAUUAUAUAAUCAUUCUAUUUUUGUAAAUUGUAUACCACUUUAAUUGAAAAUGUUCAUUAAUCAGUGCUGUGAAAUGAAGUUGAUAUUGUUUAAUUAGAAAUUAUGAGUAUCUUAAUUGCUUUUAUUUCUGUUACACAAAGGAAACAACUAUAGAACAUUUUGUAGAUGAAAAGUGCUCUUUAAUGAAGUUAAUAUUGUGACUGAAAAUCAAAAUCAAUGAUUUAAAAGUAAUGUUAACAACCUAUUUUUGAUUUAUAACAAUUUCUUUAUGAUACUUUGUUAGCAUAGUAAAAUAUGUCACUAUAUUUUGUAUAUGCUUGAUACAGCAUUGCCAAAACCUAGUGCUUUCUAUUAGUGCCUCUUACAAAGUUCCAGGAUGGAAGAAGAACAAAAAAUGUCCAGCUAUUAUAUGAUGUUCUUUAUAAAGGUAUUGAUGUACUGCUAAGAUAUUUGUGAAAAGGACUUGGUUGUUUUCCCGUUGUAAAGUUAAAAGUUUCAUAUUGUAGCCAUCAAGAUGUUUGGGUUUUAGGUUUUAAGUUCCCUACUGAGAAGAAUUCUACAAGGGGUUUCAAUUCCUGUUUAAAGUUUAGAAAUAUCAUAUGUAUCAUUACAACUUUUGUAAAGUAACUUCAUUGUUUUAUGAUAUUUUGCCAUAAGUGUAAAAUUGUGUUGUGUGUAUAAUUGACUGCUGAGACAGAAAGCUCUCAGAUACCAUAUGAAAUUACUGCUUUGAAAAGUUUCAUCCAAGAAUCAUGUGGCUUUUGCGAUAAAGGUAUGUAUUGUUACUGAAUUUACUUUACUUGAAAGCCAGGUUGUUCAUUCCUAAUAACUAGUCUGAACUCAUUUAGAGAAGUGAUCUCUUUAAGACCUGGGGAAACAACUUGUUUUCAUACUGGCUUUCUAAGUAGUAUUAAGACUAGGUGAGUAAAAUUUCUUUACAUAAUUAACUGGGUUAAGUAUAGUUUGUAACUAUUAAUUUAAGAAUUAGAAGCUCACAGAACUGUUGUUUAUGACAGGUUUCACUUUAGUUUCAGUAACUCUGGUUUUCACUACAUAUUGCAGGUUGAGUAUCUUAUCCAAAAUACUUGGGACCAGAAGAAGUGCUUGGGUUUUUUGUUUUGUUUUGUUUUUUCCUUGAAAGGCAGAGAGGGUGAGAGAGAAGGAAAGAGAGAUUGAUGGAUUGAUCUUCCAUUCGCUGGUUCACUCCUCAAAUGGCCACAACAGCCAUGGUUGGGCCAGACCGAAGCCAGGAACCAGGAGCUUCUUCCAUUUCCCCCAUGUGGGUAAAGGAGCCCAAGUACUUGACCAUCUUCUACUGUUUUCCCAGGGAUCUGGAUCAGAAGUGGAGCAGCCAGGUCUCAAACCUGCACCCAUAUAGGAUGCUGGCACUGCCACAGCACUAGCCCUGGUGUUUUGUUUUCUCUUUUGCAUAUAAAUAAUGAGUUGUCUGACGGAUGAGACCCAAGUCUAAACACAAAAUUUAUUUCUUAUUCACCUUAUAUGCAUAGUUUGAAGGUAAUUUUGUACAAUAUUUUUAAUAUUGUGCUUGAAACAAAGUUUCAUGGGUGGAAUUUUCCACUGGGACAUUUCAUUGCUGCUCAAAAAAUUUCAUAUUUUGGAAUAUUUUGGAUUUUUGAAAUAUGAAUACUCAAAUUAGGUUCCUUUUCUCCUCCUUUCCCUAUCCCCCACCCAAUUGCAUUUUGAAAUAAUUUGGGUUAGAGUUCAAAUAAAUUCAGCAUAAGACCUCAGGGAGCUGAUUAUCAGUAAUGGUUUAGGGAGCCCGGUGCCCAUGCAUGAACCUGUGGGGCUCUUCUAAUACUUCUCACGUUCAUUAAAAUGCAGUGAUUCUCCUACAACAUUAACUAGUUCUCCAAGUGUGGUCUCCAGAGCAGCCCUUCAGCAGCAUUCUGGAAUCAGAACUGAAAAUCCCUGAGCCCUGCUUCAGAACUACACAAUCAGAAACUUGUCAGGUGGAUUGCGUUUUAAAAGGUCCCUCAGAUGAGUGCACCAUAAACAUGCUGAUUAAUUUCCAUUCAUUUCACAUCCUUUGUUUUUGGAAGCUUUUCCAUAUUUCUCUCACUUAAAAUGGCAAGGAAAUGACCAUAUGUGUUUUUGGUUUAGUUGUAGUUUUAUUUGAGCAUAAUACUGGUUUUCUCCUGUAUCUGCUUGUUCAGAAAUUCAGUUACCUUGUCUUAUGAUUAACACUUGAUAUCAACCCUGGGUCUUGCUGAAAGUGCAGUGACUUGGAUGUUUGGGACAGUGGAUAUAUAGUGUGGAAAAAUACGUGGGAAUACUAUUUUUUGAAAGAUUUAUUUAUUUGAAAGAGUUACACAGAGAGGAGAAGUGGGGGAGGGUAGAGGGAGAGGUCUUCCAACCCCUGGUUCACUUCCCAGUUGGCAGCAAUGGCCAGAGCUGCGCCAAUCCGAAGCCAGGAGCCAGGAGUGUCCUCUAGGUCUUGCCAUUUUUUAAAUGUUUGAUUUAUUUUCCUCUACUAGAAAGGCAGAGACAUAGAGUCAGAGAUCACCAUCUGUUGAUUCACUUUCCAAAUGUUCACAAGAUCCAGGGCUGGGCCUGACUGAAGCCACUAGCCAGGACCUCCAUCUGGAGUGAGAGGCAGGUAUCCAAGUACUUGAACCAUCAUUCACUGCCUCCCAGAAUGCAUUUCCAGGAAGAGGCUAGUAGGAAGCAAGGGAGUGAAGAUUAGAACCAGCACUCCAAUUGGGAUAUGCAGGUCCCCGGUGAAGGCCAAACUCACUAUGCCACUGCCUGCCCCACCCAUUAUAAUUUUACCUAAAUUGUGCACAUGAGUUUACUAGUGAUACCAUAACAAAAUAUUAUAGAUUUGGCAUCUUUAAGAACAGACAUUUGUUUUCUCACAGUUCUGGAUAGCAGAAUAAGAUUAAGGUGCUAGCAGGAUUGGUUUCCCCCAAACCUUCUUUUCUUGGCUGUAGGCCAGUAAGACUUCAUUUACCUUUAAUUACCUCUUUAAAGACACCAUUUACAAAGACAGUCACAUGGGAGUUAGUUUCAGCAUCUGAAUUUGGGGACACAUAAUUUGUAUCAGCAGACUAGCCUCUUCACUUCCAUCCACAUUUCUGCUUUCCAUGUUUUUACUUUCAACGAUUUCAGUGUUCAACCACAGUCUGCAAAUAUUAAAUGGAAAAUUCCAGUUUAAAUUUGGUGCUGUUUGGAGCAGUUUGAUGAAAUCUUGCAGUGUCCAACUCUGUCUCCCCUGGGAUGUUACUCAUAUUCACACUCUACAAGGCUGGUAUAGACUGCCCGCCUGUUAGUUGCUUAGUGGUCAUCUUGUUCUGUCAUGGUGUUACAGUGCUGUUUGUAUUCAAGUUACCCAUAUUUUCUUUAAUAAUAGCCCCAAAGGACUGAUGCCGACAUACCAAAGAGAAGUCAUAAAGUCCUUGUUUGAAGUGAAAAAGUAAAUUUCUUACUGUGCUCAUUACAAAUUAAAUUACCAUAGAAGAAAAACAGAGUUCAGUACUGUCCACAAGCAUCAAGUGGGGAAAAGUAUCUCCUCUGGGUACAAGAGCAGUGCAGUAUGUGACUGCCUAGUAGGUUAUAAACUGGCCUUCCAGAAUGACAAUGUGAUUGUUAGCAUCUUUGCUUUAGUUUCCAGACACAGUGCCAGUUCUCUAGUUCUGCUCUUGCAUCUGCCUUUUUUUAAACUUUCAUUUAUUCUAAAAACUAUAUUAAAAUUGCAGCAAUCCUAGUUAAACAUUGAUCACAAUGCAUGUAGUCAGUUCUGUAUUUUCAUUGAACAUAUCUUUGUUGAAUGGAUGAAAAUAGUUCAUGUUGACUCAUAGUACUUGUUCAUGUGUUGACUUCAGUUUCUGCUUACAUUAUACCGUGAAUAUGUUUGUUUGCUAGUAUGUUUAUUCUAAACUGCCCCGUGACCUUUGUCUGUCCUCCACUCCAUCCACAACCUAGAGAGAUUUUUCCAUGUUUAGAUAACCUUAUGUAGCAUAUUAAUGUAAAUCAUGGUGGCCUUUCUUAGCUGAGGACAAGAAAGACCAUUGCUUUAAUGAAAAUCACCACCUGUUUUACACAUCCUUCUCUCUCUCUCUUCUCCCUGUACUUUACACUGCACUUCUUUUUCCGAUUAGUUUUGAUAGGAGUGAGUUAGAAUGAAGAAGAAAAUGUGUGCCACAACACUGAUGUUAACAAAAGUGAGUCAUGAUUUAGGGAACUUUAUACAAUUGAGUUGACUCAUGAGCGCACACACCAAAUUUUGAAAUCCCCUCAUUCAUUGCAUGUGUAGUUAUCAGUUACAAGCGCCUUUCAAACAGUUCAUGGAAAUAUGUGUAUUUUUAAAAAGUGCAUGGAUUAUGAAUGUUUUUGUAGCAAAACUUAUUUUGGCUUUCUACAGACAUUUUGAAAAAUUCUAUUUCAUACCUCUACCGCCUUCCUUCACCUCCUAUUUACUGAAAGCUCCUGGCACAAUGGAAGAUCUUUUCAUGAAAAUUGGGUGGGGAUAUGAGAUUGGAUCUUCCCUUCAACUUCCUUCUUCCCUACCUGUAAUCUUAGCUUCUUUGUAAUCAAUGAGGACAUGAUCAGGAGUGAGCAUUUUUGGGAACCCAAUAUUAUGAAGAAAAUGUAACUAAAAUCAGGCAGUGUAAAAUGAACUUACAAAAAUUAAAAUUAAUUAAAAAUACACCCGUUAUUUUUUUGGGGGGAGGGUAUAUGUUCUUUUACAGAACUAAUCCAGAAAAUCACUUUUUUUAACUGUUUACUAGCCAAAAGCCUGUACAACAAGUUUGUUAGCAAAUUAUUCUUUUGCUUUUUGAGUAAUCGAGAGUUUGACCCAUAUUCUUUACCGGGUUGUGCAUCCAAAGCAUAUGAGGAGCUUCACAAAGAAAUACUUAGGUAUGUUUUUUUUUCAGAUGUCUUUUUAAAAAAUAUGGUUUGAGAACAUUUGGUUUAGUUGUUCCUCCAAUUUUAAGAAACUGAGCCUCACUAAUGUAGCAUGGAGGAUUUGCCUUUUGCAUUAUUGUGAGUCACAUGAGAAGUUAGAGGGCUUACCUUUGCUUAUAAUUACAUUUCCUUAGCUAUAGAUAAUGCUCAUUUUGUCAUGUUCUCCAACGAAAGCUGCUGCGAAUAUUUCAGUCUUUUUCUUCUGAAUGGUUGAGAGUUCAGUCUGUGAAGCCAGACUUCCUGGGCUCAUAUGCUGGCUCUGCUGCCUACUCCGUGUGAUUCACUUGAGUGAGAGAUUUAACUUGUUUUGUGCUUCAGUUUUUUCAUCUACCUUAGAGGAUCCUUUUAAAGAUUAUAUAGACUUCUAUGUAGAACACUUAAAAAGACCUGCCACACAAUGAUGUUCAAUAAUUGUUAGCGUUUUCACAGUUACUGUUUAUUACCCCCACUUCUGGUUUUCAGGAUCUUGGACCUCCUCAGGCCUCUCCGGUCUACUUUCACAGUCACCUGCAUUCUUGUUUCCUUCUUUGUAAAUCUCUAAUAUUGUCUUUGAUAUGGUGCUUAGCCCCACUUGUCCCUCUCCUCGCCUUCUGGAUGAUUGUGCUUUCCUAGUGUGUCCACCUGACUGAUGAGUCCACGUUGUCUGACCAACCUCCUCUGUGAAUUCUAGACCCUUAGAUAAUUCCUGUUGUCUGUUCCACCUAGGCAUCUGGGUGUUUCCCAGCACUUGGGGCUUUGUACAUUCAACCUAAUCACUUUUCCCCAAAGCUGGUUUUCUUAUAUUCCAUUAGUAGGAUUAAGAAUCCAGAAAUGAGGAGUUAUUUUCAACUUUACUUUUUUUUUUAACUUUUAUUUAAUGAAUAUAAAUUUCCAAAGUACGGCUUAUGGAUUACAAUGGCGUCCCCCCAAUAACGUCCCUCCCACCUGCAUCCCUCCCCUUUCCCACUCCCUCUCCCCUUCCAUUCACAUCAAGAUUCAUUUUCGAAUCUCUUUAUAUACAGAUCAAUUUAGCAUACAUUAAGUAAAGAUUUCAACAGUUUGCUCCCACACAAACAUAAAGUGAAAAAUAAUAGAUGAUUUUUUAAAUGAUGAUGAAAUCAGAACAGACCUAUUGUCAUGUUUAAUCCCAGUGUCAACUUUACUUUUUAAUACCUUUCCUCACUACUGUGGUUGAAGAGUUCUCAUCACUCGAUUUAGGCUACAGCGUUUGUCCUCGAGUAACCUGUCUUUGAAACAGUCUCUGUAAUCCAUAUUCCACAUUGUUGGUGUAAUAUUUUCAAAGCAGUUUUCUUUUACAUGUCUGUCUGCCAUUGCUGGACUGAAGUCCUUUAGAGAGAGGAUGCCUAUCUUGUUUUUCUAGCCCUAGUGCCUAUAACAGAAUUGGAAGUCCAUUCUUGUAGAUUCUCCUGCCAUCCAGUCAGCCUAGGCCUAUGCUGUGUAAUACAGUGAACACUAACAAUUUAAGUCCAAUUGAUAUUAAAAAUUAUUGCUUAUUCAUAUUGUUGAGUAGCCACAUGUAACUACCAUAUUACACUGGCUACUGUGUUGUCCAGCACAUGUUAAAACAUUUCCAUUAUUGCAUUGGCAAUAAUGCAUUCCAAUCCAUUGCUAGUAUGAGCAUCUUUCUGUAUUGACAUUGCUUUAACAUUCGGACACCCUCCAGAGUGUUAACCUGAACAAAUUGGACUUCAGCAUUAAUAUCUCAAUUUUUGUCAUUAACUAUUAUGUCUGCUGUUCAAAUAGGACUGCUGACAGAGUGUGUCCAAUCAGGAGACCCCACAUCAGGUAUUUCAACAGAGGAAUUAGAAGGUUGCCCAGAGACCAUCAUCAGAGGAAACAGCUAUUAGUUAUAGUGGUAGGAAUACAAAAGGGAAAAAAUUACCAGUACAGGGAGCUCCAAAAAAGAAGCAUUUAUUCACUGUUCCUGAAACCUCUGAGGUUUCCCACCUGGCUUCUCGUGGUAUUCUGAGAGAUGCUUUGGAGAUAGCUCUAGAAGUUCAGAAAGCAGUUGAAGACUAGAAUAACUGCCUUUGUUAGAUCAGCACUGAUUGCAUUAGCAAUCAAAAGCAAAGAGGUAGAUCUUGUUUCUUUCUGCUUUCCCACUUACCUGUAGUAGUUUUUACUGGCAGAGCCUAACAGGCAGCAAGGGGUCAGGGAGAUGUAGUUUGCCCAGUCCCAAACUCAUCAUGACAAAAUAGAGGAUAGAAAUGUGCACUUGGAGCUGAGAUGUGAUAGGUGACUAACACAGUAGCUUCCUUCGAAGAUUGUUUUAUGCUAAACCUAGCUGCUCAGGAGUUUAUGCAGACUGGUUUGGGGGCCUCAAAAAUAAGUGUGCCAGUUCUGAUGGAAAUUCUUUUGCUCCUAUCAACCUAGAUGUUUUAUUGAUGUUAUUUAAUACUUUAUUAUAAUCAGGAAUUUGUGUUUAUAUGUUCACAAAUUCAUUGCCUGCAAUAUGCCAUACAAUCUGUCGGAUAGUAUGUAAGUAAAAUUUAAUGACAUGUAAAUAAUCUGUACAAAUCCAUCUAUUAUCCAGAGUUAGGCACUGUUAAUAUUUUCAUGUUGAUAUCUCUGGACAUCUUUGUGUGUAUGUGCACACAUAUGCUAUUUUAAGUGAUAACCAAAAGUUCACUUUCUCUUUUUUUAGCACUUAUUUUCAUCUGUUUGAAAGGCAGAGAGAGAGCGUGAGUGAUCAAGGGAGCUUUCAUCUGCUGGUUUACUCCUCAUAUGCCUACAAUGGACACAACCUGUGCCAAGCUGAAGCCAAGAGCCCAGAACUCCAUCCGGGUCUUGAGCUGUCAUCUGCUGCCUCCCAGCAUGCACAGUAGGAAGCUGGAUGAGAAACUGAGUAGCCAGGGCUCCAACCAGCGCUCUGAUAAGGGAUGUGGCCACUGCAAGCAGUGGCUUAACCCACUUCACCACAUUGUUUUCUAGGCAUUAUUUUUUUAGUGCUUAUAUUUCAAUGUUUUAGUUCCCUGUUUGUAGUUCUCAUGUAGUUAACUAGUCAUUUAUAACCUUUACACUUUUUUGUGUAGUUCAUAAAUUUGUUGUUUGGGGGGGUAUUAUUAUUCCUGUAUUACACACAUUGCUUAUGUUUUCUCUACUGUCAUUUAAGCCUCUCUAUUGGUAUCUUUUUUUUUUUUUUUUAACACAAUUGAGUCUACUGACCUGCUAAUUAAUUUCUGCCUUUGGCAUAAUGUUAAGAAAGAAUUUUCUGUGGCCAGGAUAAUAAAAAUACCCAUGUUUUCUCCUGAUACA